This is a messenger RNA of Penicillium malachiteum, 1995 nucleotides long. Its product is annotated as glycoside hydrolase family 127 protein. Lineage: Eukaryota; Fungi; Ascomycota; Eurotiomycetes; Eurotiales; Aspergillaceae. The transcript has 6 exons. Bases 1 to 1995 code for a protein of 664 amino acids. Gene Ontology annotation, biological process: carbohydrate metabolic process. The record is from RefSeq and is a predicted model, not a curated record.
AUGAGUUACCCACAAGAGAGUUUUGGUGCAACUACAUUCGCACCAGGGUCAUUCUGGGCCCGGAGACGUGAGGUGGUUCGGGUUCAGACUCUUCGACACCAGCUUCACAUGCUCAAACAGACAGGCAGAUAUGAUGCCUUUAAACUGAAGUGGCAUCCUAGCUACUCAGAUCCACCUACCUCCUAUCCCAUUCCUAAUCAUCAAUUUUGGGACUCUGAUGUGGCGAAGUGGAUUGAAGGCGCGUGCUACUUACUCAUAGAUCACUUUGAUGCUGAGAUUGACGCCGCUGUGAAGGAGAUGGUGAGCAUGAUUCAAGGAGCACAACACCCAGAUGGAUAUCUGAAUAUCCAUUACUCUGUUGUGGAACCUGGAAAACGCUUUACUAACCUGCGAGAUAUGCAUGAACUGUAUAAUGCAGGCCAUCUCAUCGAGGCUGCACUCGCACACCAUCUUUAUUACAAAAAUUUCGAUCUGUUAUCACCGAUCCUCAAGUAUGUGGAUCUUCUAGCUUUAACUUUCGGUAAUAAACAGGACCAGAUUAAUGGAUAUCCUGGUCAUCCGGAGAUUGAGCUCGCUUUGUUACGUCUGUACAAACUGUCUGCAGAUCCCAAACAUCUUCAAUUAGCUCAAUUCUUCAUUGAAGAGAGAGGUAAUUCCAAAGGCGGCGCAAAGCAACGUCAUUUCUAUGAUGUUGAAGCUGAAGCUCGUGGUGAAAGUGAGCAUGAGUCUCCGGUGUACUAUCCUGCUCCAAGAAGUUACUGGUAUCAGCAAGCGCAUGUGCCUAUUGUCGACCAAGAGACAAUUGAGGGCCAUUCUGUUCGCGCUAUGUACCUACUCACAGCCGUAGCAGAUUUGGUGCGGAUCUGCUCACCUGAGAGUUAUACUGGGACAAAGUUCUUGCCAGUUAUACAGAGACUCUGGUCUAACAUGGUUGAGAAGAAGUCUUAUGUGACCGGUGGUAUUGGGGCCAUGAAACAAUGGGAAGGCUUUGGGCUUGAUUACUUCUUACCCCAGGGUACUGAUGAGGGGGGCUGUUAUGCAGAGACCUGUGCUACUAUUGGAGUUAUGAUGUUCGCUGAACGUUUAUUACAGAUCGAUCUGGAUAGCCAUUAUGCAAAUAUCAUGGAGCUCUGUCUUUAUAAUGCAGUACUCACUGGUAUGAGUCUGGACGGCAAGGCCUUCACUUAUGUGAACCAGCUGGCAUCUUCAGAGAAAGAUAUCUCUCAGCGUUUUGAGUGGUUUGAGUGUGCUUGUUGUCCGCCUAAUGUCACUCGUACCUUGGGUUUUCUUGGAGGAUAUCUCUGGAGUCACACGGUGAAGGAGCAAAGUGCCGUGGUCAAUGUGCAUCUGUACUCAGCAGCAACUCUGAAAAUCAACACGGGAGUCUCCACUAUGGUGAUCAGCCAAAAGACGGAUUGGCCGUGGAGUGGUGAUGUGAAUUUUGAUAUCCACACUGAGGGACCGGCUGUUGACCUGGAAUUACGGUUGAGAAUCCCCGGCUGGGCAAAAUCAUGGAAGAUCACUCCUUCUCCUGAGCGAUUGGACGUUCGAAAUGGAUAUCUAUUCUUGAAUUCAGAGUGGUUACAAGCAAACCCGCAGUUUCAACUAUCUUGCCCCAUGCAACCCCUUCUAGUCCGACCCAAUCCGUUGACAUUACAACCGGUGGUAUAUGUUACACGAGGACCAAUUGUCUACUGUGUUGAAGAUGUUGAUCAUCCCUGGGAAAAGGAGCAUUUUAAGAAAACAAUCUUCGACCCCAGUACACCUCUACGAGAAGAGGUACGAACACAGCCGGAUUCUUACGUUGCCAUCAUCGCUGAGAGCGGAGCCGUGGGCGAGCUGGAUACGUUGCCUUGGAACCGAAAAAUCGUAGCAGAUUCUCACAAUGAGAGUGCUGGAGAGCUACGUGACUUGUGUUUUAUCCCAUACUACCUUCGGGCCAAUCGAGGCGGGAAUGGGCAUAUGAGAGUGGGAUUGAGAGAAAAAUCGUUUUAG